Molecule: messenger RNA, 1605 nt
Organism: Striga asiatica
Lineage: Eukaryota; Viridiplantae; Streptophyta; Magnoliopsida; Lamiales; Orobanchaceae
Source: the annotation of a GenBank genome assembly
UUUCAUUUCACUCUCAAGUCUCAAACCCUCUUCUCUUCCCCAUAAAAAUCUAUCCCUCUUUCUUCCAUAUACAACUCAACCACUGCAAUUCGAUUAAAAUCCCGGACCAGACCAUGCAGUACAAGAACCUGGGUCGGUCGGGCCUCAAGGUUUCCCAGCUUUCGUUCGGUGCUUGGGUCACCUUCGGCAACCAGCUCGACGUGAAGGAGGCCAAAUCCAUCCUCCAAUGCUGCCGCGACCACGGCGUCAACUUCUUCGACAACGCCGAGGUCUACGCCAACGGGCGGGCCGAGGAGAUCAUGGGCCAGGCCAUGAAGGAGCUGGGUUGGAAGCGAUCGGACAUCGUUGUCUCCACCAAGAUCUUCUGGGGCGGUCCCGGCCCGAACGACAAGGGCCUCUCCAGGAAGCACAUAGUGGAGGGGACCAGGAACUGUCUGAAAAGGCUAGAUAUGGAGUACGUGGACGUGCUCUAUUGCCACCGGCCCGACAUCGGAACCCCGAUCGAGGAGACGGUGAGGGCCAUGAACUAUGUGAUCGACAAGGGGUGGGCCUACUAUUGGGGGACCAGCGAAUGGUCCGCCCAGCAGAUUACGGAGGCCUGGGGCGUGGCUGAGAGGCUAGAUCUCGUGGGCCCAAUCGUUGAGCAGCCUGAGUAUAAUCUGAUAUCAAGGCAUAAGGUUGAGUCUGAGUACGUUCCUUUGUACAAUAAUUAUGGUCUUGGCCUCACCACAUGGAGUCCGCUUGCAUCUGGAGUUCUUACAGGGAAGUACAACUCAGGAAAUAUUCCACCCGAUAGUAGGUUUGCCUUAGAAAAUUAUAAGAAUCUUGCUAGCAGAUCAUUGGUAGAUGAUGUGCUGAAGAAAGUGAAUGGGCUAAAACCAAUUGCAGACGAGCUGAGCGUGCCUCUAUCUCAGCUUGCAAUUGCUUGGUGUGCAUCAAAUCCGAAUGUUUCAUCUGUUAUUACAGGUGCCACCAAAGAAUACCAGAUUCAAGAGAACAUGAAGGCUAUAAAUGUUAUUCCAUUGUUGACACCUGAUGUGAUGGAGAAAAUCGAGGCUGUUGUUCAAAACAAACCUAAGCGCCCAGAUUCCUACCGAUAGAAAGAGAUUAUGUGAUUCUCGAUGAUCUCUGGCGGCCUUCUUUUGCUGUUUGUUUGGCAACUGUUGGGUUUGAAAGCUGAAAGAACUGAAAGAUUGUAGCCGCUUUAUGAACUGUCGUUCGUGGUUCCGGUUUGGUUUUGCAACUGUUGGUAUAUUCAUUCAAGAAAAUUGUAGUACUUCAUCAUGGUUUGGUUUUGAACUGUUAGGUAUAUUCAUUCAAGAAACUUCUUGUAUUCCCUCGCAGUUUCAGCAUCUCCACUAUAGCAUAUUAUCAUCUUUCGUCUUUAAUGUAGUAUAUACGGCGCAUUUAAUGUGAGUUGACAUCAUAGGGGCGUGCGAAAUGUUACUAUAAAUAGACACAUUUAAUUCAAUACGUGGAUUCGAUCCCGACACAUUAAAUUCGAGCAUUCAAUACUUUGGUUUUCUCGGAGAUUGACCUCUUGUACUAGAAAACUGACUUCAAUAAACUCAAUAAAUAUCCAACUUUCUGCGAUUCCUGUUAUUG